AUUUCGCCAGCGCCCGACCAAGCCGAGCAGCAUGUCGACGACGAUCAUGAACGCGUGCAGCUGCAAGAAGCGCAAGUGCCCCCGCUGCUGCGAGCAGAUGCUCGUCCAGAACCUCUUCAAGGUGCUCGUCAAGCUGCCCGAGAAGAGCAUUGAGUUUCGCUGCGUCCGCGCGCUCCUGAGUGGCAGCUUCACCAACAUCAACCUCAACUCGACGCUCGCCUCGUGCGGCUACACGGUCAACGUGGCGCCCCACAGCUACGCGGCCGGUCGCCGCGACUUUUCGCUCCUCGAGAAGGGCCAUAGCUUGACGAAGAACCCCAACUCGCCGAACGCGCCGCGCCGUGGCCGCCGUGGCAUCUCCAAGGUGUUUCGCCAAGAGAUUGCGCGCUACUUUGCGCUCGGCCAGGCCAUGGACGCGUCGCAGUGCCUCAUGUGGCUCAAGUCGAACGUGCUCGACGAGACCAACUACCCGACCGAAGAAGAGAUCCACCGCGUCUUGACCAACCUGAGCCAGCCCAAGACAAAGAAGGCGCCGGGUGAGGGCGGCGAAGGCGGCGAGCGCCGCGGUCGCAAGCCCAACCCGUAUCGCACGCAAGUGACGAUGUUUUUGCUCAACAACAAGAACGCCAACCCCAACGACUGCUACCAAUGGCUCAUGCAGAACUACCUGAACCCGGAGCUGCCGCAGCCCGACCUCAAGCAGAUCAAGACGCUCAUCAACAACAUCAAGUCGAACCCGACGUUCCGGUCCCAGGCUAUGUACUAAGCAGCCGCAUCGUGUGUGUGUCUGCGCUGCUCGAUAUGCCAUUAUAUAUUUGAACCCUGGACGUGU
Saprolegnia parasitica CBS 223.65 is the source of this 832-nucleotide messenger RNA. RefSeq lists its product as hypothetical. Bases 32 to 766 code for a protein of 244 amino acids. NCBI's taxonomy places the organism in Eukaryota, Oomycota, Saprolegniomycetes, Saprolegniales, Saprolegniaceae. The record is from RefSeq and is a predicted model, not a curated record. The transcript has 2 exons.